AUGGGCAAAUUAGAAGUGAGAUUGUAUGGCAACCAUGUUUGGUUGAACCGAUUCCACAGUUGCCUACCUAAAUCAUUAUAUGACCAGGUACCCUCUAUUAAGUGUGCGAAAGUGAAAAUCUCAGUACCAAGGGAAGGUGAAGGAAGGGAAAAGAACAAUGAAGAAGGGAACAAUAUUGAAUGGGAACAGUUAAGGGAAGAAGCAACAUCAGUAGCAGCUGCUCUACUUGGAGCUCGAAGUGCAAGAAAACGUUACAUUGGGGUGCGCCAAAGAUCUUCAGGGAGAUGGGUGGCUGAGAUCAAAGACACCAUUCAUAACAUUAGACUAUGGUUAGGUACUUAUGACACUGCUGAAGAUGCUGCUAGAGCUUAUGAUGAAGCAGCUCGUUUGCUUCGUGGUGCUAACACUCACACAAAUUUCUUUCAUUCCCACUAA
Molecule: messenger RNA, 435 nt
Organism: Gastrolobium bilobum
Lineage: Eukaryota; Viridiplantae; Streptophyta; Magnoliopsida; Fabales; Fabaceae
Product: ethylene-responsive transcription factor ERN1-like
Exons: 2
Coding region: 1-435 (144 amino acids)
Biological process (GO): regulation of DNA-templated transcription
Molecular function (GO): DNA-binding transcription factor activity; DNA binding
Source: RefSeq, a predicted model, not a curated record